AUGCAGCCCUCCGAGACUGCGGCAUCCGCCCCAUUAGCCUACUCCGAUACUACUACUGCCGUCACCAAAAGACGUCCUAUUCCUCGAAAAGGUCAUACCAAGUCUCGAGCAGGUUGCUCUAGCUGCAAACGGAGAAGAGUGAAAUGCGACUUGACCACACCAGAAUGCGGAGCCUGCGAACGAUUAGGCCUGGAGUGCGAAUACCUGAAUAAGCCUAAACAUGGCAGUCAAAACUCAGCGGUUGUCAUCUCACGACCAUUGCGAACUGACCCGGUUAUGUUCGAUUACAAUGAUCUGAACUUCUUUCGACAUUUCCUCUUUGAAGCCUAUCCUCCUCUGCCCAUAGAUGGAUUCACAGUGUGGCAAAUGGCCUCACAGCUUUCACAUUCACACGAUUUCUUACUGCACUCUAUGCUUGGACUUGGAGCGUCUCAUCUAAGUUUACUGACACCUUCUGGGUAUGAGAAAGCGGCCUUGAAGCAUCGAGUUCUUGCAAUCAGUGCCUUGAAUAAGCACCUUGCAAAACCUGGUCUCACCAAUCGAGACGCGGAAGCAGCUUUUGGGGCGAUGCUUAACUUAACUUUUCAAUCUGCAUAUAUGAACGACGGGCUCAUAGACUUUCUCACGAUGGUCAGGGGUUGUUGGCUCGUUGGUACACAACCUUAUGUCGAUCUAGAUCAUACCAUCUUCAAGACAUUCGGGCGUGUAAGUUACCUCGAAAGAGUUAAGGCUCUAAUACAAGAUGGCCAUGAAACGAACCAUUAUCUGGACAAAGUCAUCGCCGAGGGAUUCUGUCAAAGUGUGCAGAAGCUUGGUCCGCUGUGCCAGAGCGUCGCUGAAUUAAAAUAUCUUGCCCAUAUGCAAAGAAUUGCCACCCUAGCAUCUACCAGCCCUGCAGAAAGCUACCAUGAACUCGCGUUCCUGUAUGAUGGGCUUGGCAACCUCAGCGGCAACGACUUUGCUUCAUUCAUCGACCCCACGAAUCAUGCUUCACAGCUCGUUAUCUUGCACAUCCUGGUCCUUGAGUUUGUGAUGAGCCGGAAAGCAGUCGAAGGAGACAAGAGAUCUGCGUUGGGGAAGAAAGGCUACCACUGUAGAAAAGCUAUGUCCAAGGUCUGGGUUCAGCAGAUUCUCCGAAAGCUCCCUGUUGAGUAUUACGAAUAUGGCGAGUGGCCCCUGAAGUUCAUUAACAGUCUCAAUUACUCGUUUGACGACGAAGACCAGGUCUGGAAACCUUUCUUUCUAAGCAAUGGCAGAACAGUUCUACCAGCAGGAGAGACGCUUUCUUUGGCUGUAGGAUAG
Molecule: messenger RNA, 1302 nt
Organism: Fusarium redolens
Lineage: Eukaryota; Fungi; Ascomycota; Sordariomycetes; Hypocreales; Nectriaceae
Exons: 4
Coding region: 1-1302 (433 amino acids)
Biological process (GO): regulation of transcription by RNA polymerase II
Molecular function (GO): DNA-binding transcription activator activity, RNA polymerase II-specific; zinc ion binding
Source: RefSeq, a predicted model, not a curated record